This is a messenger RNA of Staurois parvus, 571 nucleotides long. Lineage: Eukaryota; Metazoa; Chordata; Amphibia; Anura; Ranidae. The record is from the annotation of a GenBank genome assembly.
CUUACAUUGGGGGGUCAGUGGGAAGAAUGUCCCUUACAUUGGGGGGUCAGUGGGAAGAAUGUCCCUAACAUUGGGGGUCAGUGGGAAAGAAUGUCCCUUACAUUGGUGGGUCAGUGGAAGAUGUCCCUUACAUUGGGGGUCAGUGGGAAGAAUGUCUCUUACAUUGGGGCGAGUAACUGAUCAAGUGUGGAAUAAUGAAAUGACCUCUACAAAUCUGGGGCUCCAGAUGAGGAAGAUAUGGUCUCCUAACAUUUGGCGGAUUAUGUCACAGUGGGUAAGCCUGUCCUCUUAAUCAUCUGGGAGGGUCAGUGUGAGAAAUGUCCCUUACAAUUGGGGCAACUUAGUCAGUGGGGAAGAAUAAUCAAAUAAUUGAUCACCUUAACAUUGUGGGGUGUAGUCAGCGGGAAAGAAAGUGUCCUUACCAUUGCGGAGUUCAAUGGAAAGAUGUACCUUACAUUGAACGGAGACGUCAACUAAGUGGAAGAUUAGUCCCUUACAUGGGGUGUCGUGGAAAGCUAGAUGUCAGCACUUACAGUUGCGCGGGUCAGUGCGGAGAUAUGUCCCCUCCAAU